AACUUCCGCCGUGGUGUGUGUCCUGUUGUCAUCGAUCUUCUGCUUCCCUUUGUACGCGUCGGGACCGGUUCAAACUCGACCGGGCGCCCUGUUUUUCUCGCUUGGUCGCGACUCAACGUUGAAAGAGGUGAUUUAAGAACGGGUCCGGUCACAAAAUGGAAGAGAACGAGGAAGUGUGCGGAGAAACGGGGAAGAACAAGAAGCUGAAAGUUCGAAGGAUGACAUCGAGGACGUCCAUGUCCAGCGUCCGGAGCGCGGCCGCAGAGGCUUCCCCGCAAACCCUGUGGAGGAACAACAGCAAGAAACCUCCACUCCAGAGAGGCAGCUCCUUCACCUUUCUUACACCAGGGACACCGUGGGACUUCAGCCUAAAGAGGAAGCGCAAAGAGAAGGACGACGACACGGUCAGUCUGCGGAGCUUCGACCUCAAGGAACCCAGCAACAAGCGAGUCCGACCUUUGACCAAAGUUUCAUCUCUCGUCAACUUGAUGUCUCCAAAGAAUGGGGCAGUGCGCCGCUUUGGUCAGACCCUCCAGUCAAUGUCGUUACGUAGCGAUUGCAGAUCGCCAGGGAUGUCCCGCCAAUCCAGCAGCAAGGCAGCAGGUCCCACUCCCACGAAACGGAGGAACAGCACGCUGUGGUCAGAGAUGCUGGACGUCCAUCAGAAGAGCACGUUCUCCACCAAAGAGAUCAAGAGACAAGAGGCAAUUUAUGAGCUUUACAGGGGGGAGCAGGAUCUCAUUGAAGAUCUCCAACUUGCACGAAAGGCGUACCAUGAUCCGAUGCUAAAGCUCUUAAUCAUGACGAAGGAGGAGCUAGCUCACAUAUUUGGGGACCUAGACGCAUACAUCCCCAUACAUGAGGAUUUACUGAUGAAACUGACGGAGGGAACUGGCUCAGAUGGAACUGUCGCUCUAAUCGGACAGAUGGUAAUAGACUGGCUGCCUGGUCUGAAUGCUUACAAAAACUACUGCAGCAACCAGCUUGCAGCCAAAGCGCUGCUGGACCAGAAGAAGCAGGACAAGCGGGUGCAGGACUUCCUGCAGCGCUGUCUCGAGUCGCCCUUCAGCAGAAAACUUGACUUGUGGAGCUUCCUGGACAUCCCACGUUCACGCCUGGUGAAAUACCCGCUGCUGCUGCGAGAGAUCCUCAGACACACUCCUCCUGAUCACCCAGACAUCAUCAGUCUGGAGAGAGCUAUUUCCAUAAUCCAGGAGAUUCUGUCCGACAUCAAUCUGAGAAAGGGGGAGUCUGAGUGUCAGUAUUAUAUUGACAAACUUGUGUAUCUGGAUGAGAAGCAGAGAGACCCUCUCAUAGACAACUGUAAGACCCUACUGUUACACGGGGAGCUGCGGAACAAGAGUGGCUCGAGGCUGCAUGUGUUUCUCUUCUCUGAGCUGCUGGUUAUGACGCGGCCGGUGACACGUGAUGACAAAAGCUGCUUCCAGGUGUAUCGACAGCCAAUCCCAGUGAGGGACCUGGCUCUGGAAGAAGUGCAGGACGGAGAGAUCCGGGUGGCGGGGUCGUUCAGAGGAGCUUUCACCAACACAGAGAAAGUGAAAAACAUUUUCCGUGUGAGCUCCCUGGAUCCCUCCCAUGGCCAGUCCCACACCCUGCUUGUCAACGACGUCUACCACAAACAGCAGUGGCUCAAUUGUCUGCGCACUGCGAUGGCUCAGCAGCAGCGGGAGGUUCCACCGAGGGUUCAGCAGGUUGACGCCAUCGGAGCUAAACGCCGCUCUUCCGUCCUCUCAGCCACCAUCUGUGACGAAGAGACGGCCGAGAACUGUCCACCCGUCUUGGGCCCUAAACUCAGGCCUCAGACGCUCUCCAAAACAAGACUGGACCAGAAGUUGCGAGGCUCAAUGAAGAGGAAGGAGACUGGGGUGUAGACAUUUAACCUGGUGGUUCACAUAUAGGUUCCUCUCAGACCGGCACAUGUGACGUCUUUGUCACAUGUCACUGAAUUAUCAUGCGACCAAUGUUUAGUGCUUUAGCUUCGUCCAUGCACUGAAAAAGCCUAGCCAAUCCUUUCCGUCCAAAUGUAAAUGUUUUGUCUUUAAAACUUGUAAUUAGCUUUCCAAAAAAAAGGGAUACAUGCCAGUGUGACUGAAACGUGUUUACAUCAGUGAAAUGUGUGGAAUUAGGGUUUUCUCUAUGUACAUAACUUUAAAGGUUCAGUGUGUGUGAUUUAGGUGAAAGGAUCUUUUGGUAGUAACUGAAUAUAAAAUAAUCCUAGUGAUGUUUUCACUAGUGUGUUUCCUCUAAAUUGUACAAAUUGUUGUUUUCCUUAACCUAGAAUGGGACUUUUUAUAUUUAAAUCAGGAGAGGGUCCUCUGCUGAGGCCACCAUGUUUUUUUACAGUUGCCCAAACUGAACAAAGUAAACCUUUUGAGUUUUAUGUCCACUGAAGGCUACCAGAAGUUCUCUGUUUAAUGUUUGGAAGGGGGGGUUAAGGUGUAGGGUAUUUAGCUGCAACAUGCAACCACUCACCACUAGAUGUCACUCAAAUCUACACACUAAACCUUUAAACUAUUUUAAACCACUUGUAGCUCUUAUUUCAUUUUUUCAUUCCAGUGUUGACACGUUUAUAUUUUCUUGUUUUUUUGUGUAAGUAGCCAUGUGUGUGUGCAGCUGUCUGUUGUGAGUGUUACCAGGAGGCAGGGACAAAUUGUGAUGGCCUGAGUUUUUCUGAGAACAAAGCCAUUAAACGAGACAACGGUCAAAUGUUUGCUCUAAAAAGACAGAAGAUAAUGAGCAGAACAUUGACCAUAAAAACAUACAACAAAGUUAAAAACAUUUCAGAGAGAAAAUCAAAAGAACCUAGAUGUAUUCAGUGGAAAAAAAAUAAAAUGUGCUUGUACUUAAAAUGAA
Molecule: messenger RNA, 2874 nt
Organism: Platichthys flesus (European flounder)
Lineage: Eukaryota; Metazoa; Chordata; Actinopteri; Pleuronectiformes; Pleuronectidae
Product: neuroepithelial cell-transforming gene 1 protein-like
Exons: 12
Coding region: 156-1892 (578 amino acids)
Biological process (GO): intracellular signal transduction; positive regulation of Rho protein signal transduction
Molecular function (GO): guanyl-nucleotide exchange factor activity
Source: RefSeq, a predicted model, not a curated record